CUCAGCUGUUUUGGGUCGAUUAGGAUGUUGUUAUUUUUACAUUCAUUUGGUUUUUACUAGUAGAUCGAUAAUACGACAUGUUAAAAAUAAAGCGGAAAGCAUUAUCACUUGAAGACAAGGUGAUGAUAUUAAAAAUUUACGAUGAAAAAUCGCAGACAAAAAAAACAACGGAGUUAGCUGCCGAACUGCAGAUGCCAGUGUCUACUCUGCGUACAAUUUUAAAAAACAGAAAAGAAAUCCAAGAAAAGGGCUACUUGAGAACUGCAAAGAGAAAAAGACAGAAGGUAGGAAAAUUUUACAAAUUAGAAAACGUUUUAGCAGAAUGGUUUCACCAAGCACGAGCUUCAAAACAACCUAUGAAUGGGCGCAUUAUUUGCGAAAAAGCACGUGAAAUUGCUGAAAGCUUACACAUAACCGAUUUUACUGGUUCAAACGGUUGGAUUAAUCGUUUCAAAAAUCGUUACGGCUUAAUAUACCGCCAUGUUAGUGAGGAUUCAGAAACGGCGGAAGCGGAAGAUCACGGUGUAUACUCCCAAGUCAACGAAAUGUUGGAAACAGUGACAGAACACGUUGAAGAUCGCCAAAUCGGCGUCAAAUAUGAAACUAUGGCAGAAGAGGCAGAGCAAAAUGUUAGUACAUGGAUGACCGCUCUUCCGAACUUAUUACGAAACUAUGAGCCUCAGGACAUUUUUAACGCAGACGAAUUCGGUUUGUUUUACAAAUUGAUGCCUGAUAAAUCUUAUACCUUCAAUGGGGAGCCCUGCUACGGUAACGGAGAAAGUGAAGAAAGGCUAACUGUCCUAGCGUGUGCAAACUCAGAUGGUUCAGAAAAGUUACGUUUGCUAAUCAUAGGUAAUGAGAAAAAUCCGCGUUGUUUGAAAAAUGUAAGAUCUCUACCGGUCACUUACGCUGUACAAUCACAUGCAUGGAUGACUGGCAGGCGUUUCGUUGAUUGGUUGAAAACUUUGGAUAAUCACUUCCACAUGCUGGGUCGGAAAAUAAUACUGUUCAUUGAUGAUUGUCCUGCACAUCCCAAAGAUGUUGAGCUAACAAAUAUCAAGCUCGAGAUCAUACCUCCAAAUGCAAGCAGCUGGCAACCAAUGGUUCAGGGUAUAAUACACGCCUUUAAACAAGGUUAUAGAUCUCGAGUAGUACAUCGAUAUCUAAACAAAAACCCCGAUUUUCAAACACCACUGAACUUACAUGAUGCAAUACUUUACAUUGCAGCAGCAUGGCAAGCUAUUAAGAUUGAAACCAUACAAAACUCUUUUGACAAAGCAGGUUUUCGAAAUAAUGUGGAGUUAGAGGCAAUACAACCUGCAAUAUUGCAGGAUUUUUCGGGAUAUGAUAUUGACGACAAUGUCGCAACUUGUGAAGACCCGUUGCGUUUUGAUGACGCGAAUAUCACCCAAAGAGAGACUGAAAGUGAUUACGAAGAUGGACAAAAAUUGAAGGAAACUCCAAUUAUGUCAGAUGCCCAGGCAUUGACAGCAGUUGCUGAUUUAAGACGCUAUGUGUCGUGUGUAUGUGAUAGCGAAGACAUUAUCACGAAAUUGAAUUACAUUGAGAAUUUUGUAAUUAAUAAUGCAUUUAAAUCUCAUUGCCUACAAAGUAAAUAAUCGAAAAAGAACU
Messenger RNA from Cydia splendana, 1632 nucleotides. RefSeq names its product tigger transposable element-derived protein 4-like. The record is from RefSeq and is a predicted model, not a curated record. Gene Ontology annotation, cellular component: nucleus. Bases 78 to 1619 code for a protein of 513 amino acids. Gene Ontology annotation, molecular function: DNA binding. Lineage: Eukaryota; Metazoa; Arthropoda; Insecta; Lepidoptera; Tortricidae. The transcript has a single exon.